AUGGAAGAGCCGCCGGAGGGGCACGGCCACCGAGACGCGGCGCCCGGCCCGGCGAGCAGCGGCAGCGGCAGCGAUGGCGAGAGCGUCCCCGUGUCCCCCAGCCCCGCGCCCGCCUCCCCCGCCGCGCCCUGCCCCCUGCCCCUGCCCCGCCGCCGCCACCCGCCGCCGCCGCCGCCGCCGCCCCACCGCACCACCAACUUUUUCAUCGACAACAUCCUGAGGCCGGACUUCGGCUGCAAGAAGGAGCCGCCCGCGCCGGCCGGCGGCGGAGGAGGAGGAGGCAGCCGGGAGCGGGACGGAGACCGGGGGCAGAGCUCAGGUAGAGAAAACGUCAACCCGCUGCUGGCCCGGCCGCCCAACCCGCCCUCCCUCCUCUGCCCGGACUCGAACUGCCGUCCCGACGGCUCCGCGCCGCCGCCGCCGCCCGCAGCCGCCGCCGCCAAAGCCAGCCCCGCCGCGGCGGCGGCGGCGGCGGCGGGGGCGGCCAAGCCCCCCGCCGACGGGGGCGAGACUCACCCGGCGAAGUACGGGGAGCACGGCAGCCCCGCCAUCCUCCUCAUGGGCUCUAAUAAUGGAGGACCUGUUAUAAAGCCCGACUCGCAACAGCCGCUGGUGUGGCCUGCCUGGGUCUACUGCACUAGGUAUUCAGACAGACCGUCCUCGGGCCCCCGCACCAGGAAGCUGAAGAAGAAGAAGACGGAGAAGGAGGACAAGCGGCCGCGGACGGCGUUCACGGCCGAGCAGCUGCAGCGGCUGAAGGCGGAGUUCCAGGCGAACCGGUACAUCACGGAGCAGCGGCGGCAGAGCCUGGCCCAGGAGCUCAGCCUCAACGAGUCCCAGAUCAAGAUCUGGUUCCAGAACAAACGAGCCAAGAUCAAGAAGGCGACGGGCAUCAAGAACGGGCUGGCGCUGCACCUCAUGGCCCAGGGACUCUACAACCACUCCACCACCACCGUGCAGGACAAAGAGGAGAGCGAGUGA
Molecule: messenger RNA, 981 nt
Organism: Gavia stellata (red-throated loon)
Lineage: Eukaryota; Metazoa; Chordata; Aves; Gaviiformes; Gaviidae
Gene: EN1
Product: engrailed homeobox 1
Exons: 2
Coding region: 1-981 (326 amino acids)
Biological process (GO): multicellular organism development; neuron differentiation; regulation of transcription by RNA polymerase II
Cellular component (GO): nucleus
Molecular function (GO): DNA-binding transcription factor activity, RNA polymerase II-specific; RNA polymerase II cis-regulatory region sequence-specific DNA binding
Source: RefSeq, a predicted model, not a curated record